Molecule: messenger RNA, 1146 nt
Organism: Aphidius gifuensis
Lineage: Eukaryota; Metazoa; Arthropoda; Insecta; Hymenoptera; Braconidae
Gene: arg
Product: arginase, hepatic
Exons: 6
Coding region: 77-1090 (337 amino acids)
Cellular component (GO): cytoplasm; cytosol; nucleus
Molecular function (GO): manganese ion binding; arginase activity
Source: RefSeq, a predicted model, not a curated record
UUUCGAGGUCAAAGAUUAAAUAACGAUAUUAAACUUUGUGAUUAUUAAAAUUUUUUUUAAUUAUAGUAUAUUAAAAAUGUUGUGUUCAAUUAGAGCUGUCUUGUUGAAUAAUUUCGGUACAAGAAAUUAUGGAAAAGUUGGAAUAAUUGGUGUACCAUUUGAAAAAGGCCAAAAAAAAUUUGGUGUAGAGCUUGGACCAGAUGCAAUUAGAAAUGCUGGAUUAUUAAAAGAUCUCACGACUCUUGAUUUGGAUGUUAAAGAUUUUGGUGAUAUAGAUUAUUAUCCUGAAACAACUGGUGACAUAAUAAAUAUGCCACAUUUGAGUCAUGUUGCAGCAUGUACUAAAAAUUUGUCAAAUCGUGUUCAAGAAGUUAUGAAUGAAAAUAGAGUUGUUGUAACACUUGGGGGUGAUCACAGUGUUAGUGUUGGAACAAUUGAUGGUCAUGUUAAAUCAAAAAACAAUAUUGGAGUAUUGUGGGUUGAUGCACAUGCUGAUUUAAAUACAAAUAUAACAAGUAACAGUGGAAAUGUUCAUGGUAUGCCAGUGGCACUAUUAACAUCAGAAUUAUCAGAUUAUUGGCCACAUUUACCUGGCAUGGAUUGGCAAAAACCAAUGUUGUCAAUUAGAAAUGUAGCUUACAUUGGUCUAAGAUCAGUUGACAGAUAUGAAAGAUUAGUUAUUGAAAAAUUUGGAAUAACAGCAUUUGGAAUGGAAGACGUUGAAAGAUAUGGAAUUCAUGAUGUUGUUCACAUGGCUCUUAGUCGAAUUGAUCCACAUUGUAAUAAGUCUUUGCAUGUCAGUUUUGAUAUUGAUUCAUUGGAUCCUUUAGAAGCACCAAGUACAGGAACUCCAGUUAGAGGUGGACUAUCAUUGAGAGAAGCUAUUCAUUUGAUGGAAGAAGUUCAUAGAACACAUCGAUUAAAUGCCAUUGAUUUGGUAGAAGUUAAUCCAAAAAUUGGUGAUGAUAAUUGUGUAAAACUAACAACUGAAGCUGCAAUUCAUGUUUUACAAGCUGCACUUGGUCACACUAGACGUGGUCUUAAAGUACCAGCUGGAAUAACAGAUAUACCACUUCAAACUUUUCGAUAACAAUCUAAACUUUUAUUUUUAAUUUAAAAAAAUCUAAUAAAUUGUCUAAUAUCAAA